ACCCAACAAAGGACUGGAUGUAAACGUAUCUCAAGAAAUCCGUCUUAUACUCGAUUGGGGACUGAUGGAUGUGUAGGAAAUCAAAUGAAGUCUUAUAUCAGUAGACUGAUGUAUAAUAACAGAAAGAGGAAUUUAAAUAAUUAACUAAUGAGUUUUCCACUGCUUCGGCAUGUUUCUGAUCUGUGGAGAUUCAUAGAAUAGUAGUAGUAAUGAAGAAUCUCAUUACUACUUUCUUUUUCUUCUUAUUCAUUGCAUUCUCUAUUACCUCCUUUUCCACUUCAUCAUCAUCAGCUUCUUACCUUCAGGGAAGUACUGGUAAACCUCAAGGUUUUGCUUCAGGAGAAGAGAAGGUGGGAUCGUGGACAAAGGGACUCCUUCAGUUCUCAGAAUCACCAUCGCCUUCGUAUGAGCAUCCACCAGGAGAUACGCUUAUUUUGGCUGCAAAGAGGACUAUAAGACCUGACAUUCUUAGUGGGUUCAGGCGAUAUCGAGGUGGUUGGGACAUUCGUAAUCGCCAUUACUGGGCUUCUGUCGGGUUUACAGGUUCUGCUGGGUUCAUCCUUGCUGCACUUUGGUUUGUGUGUUUUGGCUUUGCUCUAGUCGUGCAUCAUUGCUGUAGAUGGAAUUUAGGCAUGAAACACAAAGUCUCCGAAAGUCAGCAUAAGAUUUGCCUAAUUUUGCUACUUGUCCUCACAUGUGCUGCAGCGACUGGAUGUAUUCUUCUCUCUGUCGGGCAGGAUGAAUUUCAUGGUGAGGUGAUGCAUGCUAUGACCUAUGUUGUGAUUCAAUCAGAUUAUGUUGUGCAGACGCUGAGAAAUGUCACUCAGUAUCUGUCAACUGCCAAGAAUAUAAAGGUGGACCAGCUUUUCCUUCCGUCAGAAGUAAAGGAUGAAAUUGAUAAGUUAAACAUGGAUCUAAGCGCUGCAGCGAAUACACUGGCAGAGAAAACGAGUGAAAACUCUGGCCGGAUAAAAAAACUUUUCAAUGCUGUGCGAUCAGCAUUGAUCUCAAUGGCUGCAGUUAUGCUUCUCCUGUCUCUUCUUGGUCUUUUGCUUUCAGUGCUUGGGCAUCAACAUGCGAUUUACAUAUUUAUCUGGAGCGGGUGGCUUCUCGUGGCUGUUACAUUCCUUCUUCUUGGUGUUUUUAUCAUCCUAAACAAUGCUAUUUCAGACACUUGUGUGGCCAUGGAUGAAUGGGUGGAAAAUCCCAAUGAUGAAACAGCUUUAAGUAAUAUACUCCCGUGUGUUGAUCAAGUUACAACAAGUAAAACCCUUACCCAAAGUAAGGAAGUCAUCAAUCAACUCGUCAAUAUUGUUAACACUGCGAUAUGGUCCUUUGCCAACUGGGAUCCACCUCCUCAGGAUACUUUCGCUUACUCCAAUCAGUCUGGGCCUUUGAUGCCACCUUUGUGUUCCCCGUUUGAUUCCCAACUGCAUGAUCGCCCUUGUGCAUCAGAAGAGGUGUCCUUUUCCAAUGCUUCUCUGGUGUGGCAGAACUACACUUGCACGGUGUCUGCAUUGGGUUUAUGCACCAGUGCCGGGAGGAUAACACCGAAUAUGUACACACAGCUGGUAGCGGCUGUGGACGUUAGUUAUGCUCUUGAUCACUAUACUCCACCAUUGUUGAGUCUCCAGGACUGUAAUUUUGUGCGGGAUACGUUCAGGAACGUUACAGUAAAGUAUUGCUCUCCGUUGGAGGGUUUUCUUAGAAUGGUAAACGCAGGUUUGGUGCUCAUAUCUAUAGGAACCAUGAUGUGCCUCAUCUUCUGGAUACUAUAUGCAAACCACCCCCGAAGGGAGGAAGUGUUUGUGAAAAAGCUAUCUUUGCCGAUAAUUGCUUUAUGUCGUCUUUGUAACAAAGAUUGUAAUAUUAACUCCAAUAAUAACACAGUACCAUCUACAGGUGUUGAAGUGUAAAGCUCUUCGGGUAUAGUAAAAUGUAGUAAGAAUGAACAUAUGAGAUAGGAUUCGUUCUUAAAAAUAAAUGAUGCUUCACUCCCAAAA
This is a messenger RNA of Papaver somniferum (opium poppy), 2003 nucleotides long. RefSeq lists its product as uncharacterized. Gene Ontology annotation, cellular component: membrane. The transcript has 9 exons. The coding region runs from base 210 to 1916 and encodes 568 amino acids. The record is from RefSeq and is a predicted model, not a curated record. NCBI's taxonomy places the organism in Eukaryota, Viridiplantae, Streptophyta, Magnoliopsida, Ranunculales, Papaveraceae.